UCGUUAGAGAGCUUGAUCUUGUUAUUAGGGUUUAUUGCUGAGUGUGUUGCAGAUUGCAGUGGUGGUAAGUGGAAGAAGAAAGCAUGAGUUUGAGUAGAAAGAGAGGUUACGAAUCUCCUCCUCUUUCAACCCCACACGCGGCGGCGGCGGUGUCUCCAAUUGCAAUGGCCAAUAAGCGACCCAACUUCACUUGUUACCUUGACAUUCCAAAACUCGAUGGGAAGGUGAAAUUCCUCUGCGAAAUCAUCUCUAACACUCCGUCUAUCACGGUGGAGAAUGCCCUCGAAGAUUCGGGUAUUCGGGUCACCCCGGAAGAGGUCGAAGAUGUGUUGAAGCUCUCAUACGGGUUUCCGGGUCAGGCCGUUAAGUUUUUCCGGUGGUCCGGUCGGAAGCUCAACGACAAUCACAGUCCCUAUUCAUGGAACCUCGUUGUUGAUUUGUUAGGUAAAAAUCGGUUCUUUGAUGCAAUGUGGGAUGCAAUUAAGUCAAUGAAGGCAAAAGGGUUGCUUUCAUUGGCCACCUUUGCCUCCGUUUUCAGUAGUUAUGUUUCCGCCGACCGUCCCGGCGAGGCGGUUAUGGCUUUCGAGGUGAUGGAGAAUUAUGGUUGUGUUAGGGAUGUUUUUGCUUUGAAUUCCCUCUUGAGUGCUAUAUGUAGGGAUGGUAGGACUGUUGAUGCUUGUGAUUAUUUGCAAAUUGCUAAGAAAGUUCUUAGGCCGGAUUCGGAUACUUAUGCUAUUUUGAUGGAAGGGUGGGAGGGUGAAGGGAAUGUUGUUGGUGCUAAAGAGACUUUUGCUGAGAUGGUGUUUGAGAUUGGUUGGGACCCUGCCAAUGUGCCUGCCUAUGAGUCAUUUUUGUGUACUUUGAUUAAGGGACCUGAUGGUUUGCUUGAAGCCAUUAAGUUCUUCGAUUCCAUGAGGGACCGGAGAUGUUACCCGGGGAUGCGGUUUUUAAAGGUUGCAUUGGAUGAGUGUGUCAAGUAUCAUGAUAUCCGCACGGCUGAGUUCUUUUGGGAGGUGAUGGCGGGGAGAGCUGGCUUGAAACCCACCACACCGAUGUACAAUUCCAUGAUUGCUUUGUAUUGCUAUCACAAUAACUCUGGUACCGCCAGAAGGAUGCUGGAUGAGAUGGUUUACAAAGGGGCUUUUCCGGAUCGGCUAAGUUAUAACAUGUUGUUCCGUUUCUUGAUCAAGGGAAAGAAAUUGAGGGAGGCUUCAACGAUGUUCGCUGAGAUGAUAAAAAAUGAGUGUAUACCAGAUCAGCCUAAUUGUAAUGCAGCUGUUAGAAUUUACUUAGAUGGAGGGGAUCCUUACAUGGCGAUUAAAGUUUGGAGAUGCCUGGUGGAAAAUUACCAAGAGGAUUUAGAGGAUACGGCAAAUGUACUGGUUGUGGGACUUCGCAAUCUAAAUAGGACCCCGGAAGCGGUCAAGUAUGCUGAGGAUAUGAUUGGCAGAGGAAUCAAGUUAACCUCUUCCACAUUGUCAAAGCUGAGGCAAAGCCUUGUCAAAGAAGGAAAAGAAUUUGCGUAUGAAGAACUUUUGAAAAAGUGGAAAUCUCAUUAGUUCGCACUUAUUGGUCUGGGAUUCACCUACUUGAAGAUAUGAGUUAUACAGAGGAUUGAUUUUGUCAAAGAUUUUAUGGACCUGUAGCUUUUGUAAAUCAUUGACUGAUUGAUCCUGUUGAGGUGUCAAUUAUCGCCCUUCAAGUCCGACCGUAUAUGUUCAUGUUCAAUAGAAUUUAUUUAGACUUUGUUGUAAAGGUUUAUCAAAUAUAAAUUCUCCUUUUAAGUGUAUUUAGGCUUUACAUCUUGGCAACCCUCCUUGAAAACUUGAGUUAUACUUAAUAAAUUGACGGAGUUUUGUCAUUCUGUGACA
Gastrolobium bilobum is the source of this 1871-nucleotide messenger RNA. RefSeq names its product pentatricopeptide repeat-containing protein At1g77360, mitochondrial-like. Gene Ontology annotation, molecular function: protein binding. Lineage: Eukaryota; Viridiplantae; Streptophyta; Magnoliopsida; Fabales; Fabaceae. The coding region runs from base 84 to 1559 and encodes 491 amino acids. The record is from RefSeq and is a predicted model, not a curated record. The transcript is spliced from 2 exons.